This is a messenger RNA of Epinephelus fuscoguttatus (brown-marbled grouper), 1527 nucleotides long. Its product is annotated as chymotrypsin-like elastase family member 3B. Gene Ontology annotation, biological process: proteolysis. NCBI's taxonomy places the organism in Eukaryota, Metazoa, Chordata, Actinopteri, Perciformes, Serranidae. The record is from RefSeq and is a predicted model, not a curated record. Bases 625 to 1434 code for a protein of 269 amino acids. Gene Ontology annotation, molecular function: serine-type endopeptidase activity. The transcript has 9 exons.
GGGCGUCCACGACUCAGCCGUUAUUUUAUGGUUUCUCUUAAUGUAGCUACCAAAGUAAACACAGCGUACGAUAGUAGCCCAGCUAAUUUUAUUAAGAGUGUGUUUUACGGCCAAGAAUUUAGUCUACUGUGCUUGUGGGAGCUUUUCUUAAUUCCGUAGGCCACUAGUUUGCUGCUCAGCUAACCUUAGUUGUUAGCAUUUCGCUAACGUUAUGCUAGCAGUGUUUGUGUAAGCUCUGGAGCCUAGAGAGCGCACUCACUGAUACACCUCUGACCUUGGCGGCCUCCGGUCAUUCCCCUUCUCCACUUUACCACCAUGACGCAGUUGGACUUUCUUUCAUCACUGCCACUGGGGCCGAAUACAAACCGCCAGCGGCCGUUGGAGGAGGGAUUUUGGGCUGUUCGCCCUGGGUUAGGUGGUCAGAUCAGUGUCCCGGCAGACCAGCUGAUGCAUCUGUGGUACAAUAAGUUUUUCCCAGCCACAGUCGGCAGUGGAUGCUGAUAACAAAGUUCAACAGGUCUAAUGUAAUCUGUGCCUGGGCUGACAGACAGACGGAGGUGGUAUAAGAGAGCUGUGUGUGUGUGUCUAUGUGUGUGUGUGUGUGUGUAUCUACAGACUGACAUCAUGAUGCGAGCGCUGGCUCUCCUGCUGCUUCAGGUGGCAUAUGUUUUUGGAUGUGGUACGCCUGCUGUCAAGCCUGACACCAACAGGGUGGUGAAUGGAGAGGAUGCUCGCCCCCAUAGCUGGCCUUGGCAGAUCUCCCUGCAGGUGAAGCACGGCAGCCGCUACCAUCACACUUGUGGAGGGACUCUGAUUGGACCUCGCUGGGUGCUGACUGCCGGACACUGCAUCUGGCCAGGAGAUGUGUACCGUGUGGUCUUGGGAGAGCACGACAUGAGCCAGCAGGAGGGCACAGAGCAGAUCAGAGAUGUUCUGCGCAUCGUCGUCCACCCCAAGUGGGACAUUGACUUUGUGGCUGAUGGAAACGAUCUCGCCCUGCUGAAACUGGAUAAGAGCCCCAUAAUGAAUGACAGCGUCGGCGUGGCUUGUCUUCCUGAGGCUGGAGAGAUCCUCGCCCAUGGGACCCCGUGUUAUAUCUCCGGCUGGGGCAACCUUUACACACACGGCCCCAUGCCUGAUAAGCUGCAGCAGGCCUUGCUGCCCGUGGUGGAGCACAGCGUGUGCAGCCGCAGCGACUGGUGGGGCAUCAACGUCAAGAGCACCAUGGUCUGUGCAGGAGGAGACGUCGUGUCUGGAUGCAAUGGAGACUCUGGCGGUCCUCUCAACUGUUUGGGCCAGGAUGGUCGCUGGUACGUCCAGGGUGUCACCAGCUUUGUUUCCUCUCGUGUCUGCAAUGAAGUGAAGAAGCCAACCGUCUUCACUCGCACCUCCGCCUUCACAGAUUGGCUCAGUGACGUCAUGCUGCAAUACUGAGGAACAACUGGACACCAGUUUAUCAAUAAUGAGGUCUCAAAUCCAAAUAUUUUCUCUAUUAAUUUUUAGUUUCACAUGAGCGUCAGAUAGAAC